Messenger RNA from Neoarius graeffei (lesser salmon catfish), 6596 nucleotides. It is a transcript of the gene inf2, whose product is annotated as inverted formin 2. NCBI's taxonomy places the organism in Eukaryota, Metazoa, Chordata, Actinopteri, Siluriformes, Ariidae. Gene Ontology annotation, biological process: actin cytoskeleton organization. The transcript has 24 exons. Gene Ontology annotation, molecular function: small GTPase binding; actin binding. The record is from RefSeq and is a predicted model, not a curated record. Bases 29 to 4015 code for a protein of 1328 amino acids.
UGUGUGUGUGUGUGAGUGUGUGUGUGGUAUGAAUCAUGGGCUCACAUCUCUACUCCAUCCCAGCAGCAGCUCUCCUGCCUGUAAUGUGGCUGUAGAGGGGAAGACGGGACUGAAACAGAGCAUUGUCCACUCAUUACAAAAGGAAGCACUCAACACUGCAUGGAAAUCCUUACAUCCUGUAGAAAUGAAACUGUAUGAUCCUUCAUUAUCAUCUGAAAUCACCUUCAUCAUGUCAGUGAAAGACAGAAUGCAGAAGAAAUGGGCGGUAGUGAAAAGUCACCUGGGGUCAUCUCAGGACUCUGACUCAAGCACACAGGAAGCCAACCUCGAGAAUGCUGAACCUGAGCUGUGCAUCCGCCUGCUGCAGGUGCCCACCGUGGUCAACUAUUCUGGCCUGAAAAAGCGUCUGGAGGGCAGCGAUCAGACAUGGAUGGUACAGUUUCUCGAACUGUCAGGCCUCGACCUGCUGUUGGAGGCCCUGGACCGUCUCUCAGGUCGCGGCUGUUCGCGCAUCACCGACGCACUGCUCCAGCUCACCUGCGUCAACUGUGUCAAGGCUGUCAUGAACUCAUCCAUAGGGAUCCAUUUCAUCAUGGAACAUGAGGGUUAUGUGCGUAAGCUCUCACAAGCUCUGGAUACGUCCAAUAUCAUGGUGAAGAAGCAGGUGUUUGAGCUGCUGGCUGCCCUCAGCAUGUUUGCUGCAGAAGGAUACAGAUUAGCCCUGGAUGCUCUGGACCACUAUAAGGCUGUGAAGAUGCAGCAGUACCGCUUCAGCGUGAUCAUGAAUGAACUGCAGAGCACAGAUAAUGUGCACUACAUGGUGACGCUGCUGAGCUUCAUUAACGCGCUCAUCUUCAGCACCGAAGACCUGCGCCAAAGGGACAAGAUGCGCAAAGAAUUCAUCGGCUUGCAGCUCCUUGACCUUCUCCCCAAGCUGAGAGAGGAGGAGGAUGAAGACUUGAUCAUCCAGUGUGAGGCUUUUGAGGACGCCAUGGCUGAGGAUGAGGAGGAACUGAUGAAGCUUUACGGGGGCAUUGAUAUGAGUAAUCACCAGGAAGUCUUCAUCACUCUCUUUAACAAAGUGAGUAGCUCCCCUGCAUCAUUGCAGCUGCUGUCCAUCAUGCAGACUCUGUUGUUGUUGGGACCAGAGCGAGCAGACAUCUGGCAGGCCCUGGAGGCUCUAACAAACCGUGCUGUCCUCCUGGCCCAGAACUCUGAAAUGGACUCCUGUGAGGCAAUCAUGCAGCGGCUUGUCUUUUCCAAAGAAUCAGCCACCGGUUCUCAUCAUGUCGAUGCUCCGCCUCCAAAGAAAGCCGAUAAGGCAGUUCAGACUGAGCCGAAGGUUGGGGAGGAAGAAUCUUUAAAGAGUACACCCAUGACCAACCAGUCAGUGCCCCUUAGUUCCACAGAGAAGCCCUGCACCACCCAACCGCCGCCUCCUCCUCCUCCUCCCCCACCUCCUCCACCCAGUUUGGCUGCACCGCCGCCUCCGCCCCCUUUGCCAGGCAUGGGUGGCGGUCCUCCUCCACCGCCGCCUCCGCCCCCUUUGCCAGGCAUGGGUGGCGGUCCUCCUCCACCGCCGCCUCCGCCCCCUUUGCCAGGCAUGGGUGGCGUUCCGCCUCCGCCCCCUUUGCCAGGCAUGGGUGGCGUUCCGCCUCCGCCCCCUUUGCCAGGCAUGGGUGGCGUUCCGCCUCCGCCCCCUUUGCCAGGCAUGGGUGGCGUUCCGCCUCCGCCCCCUUUGCCAGGCAUGCCUUGCCCACCUCCUAUGGGAGGAGAUAUAAUAAUGGCCCACGAUGUUCAGGUUCUGGGGAGAGCUUACAGCAUUCCAGUGAAAACUGGUCCAUAUCCCACACUUAGGAUGAAGAAGCUCAACUGGCAGAAGCUAAACUCUCAAGCAGUCACUGAUGGCUGCAAUAUAUGGGCCUCAGAGCAGACGGAUUCCCCUCUGGAACCGGACUACACCAGCAUCGAGCAGCUCUUCAGUCUCCCAGUGACUGAGCCCAAAGAGAAAGGCACAGCACCUCCUGCAAAGAAAGAACCCAAAGAAAUUUCCUUUAUUGAUCCUAAGAAGAACCUGAAUCUGAAUAUAUUUCUCAAACAGUUCAAAUGCUCUAAUGAGGUGUUUGUGGACAUGAUUCAGAAAGGGGAUCGUUCCAAGUUUGAUGUUGAGGUGUUAAAACAGCUACUGAAGCUCCUUCCAGAGAAGCACGAGAUUGAAAACCUGAACUCUUUCCAAGGAGAACGAGACAAGCUCGCUAAUGUCGACAAGUUUUACCUAUCGCUCCUCGCUGUUCCCUGCUAUCAACUGAGGAUUGACUGCAUGUUGUUGUGUGAAGAGACUGCAUCUGUGCUGGAGAUCCUGAAACCCAAAGCACAGCUGGUGGAGGCGGCUUGUAAGAGUCUCAAAGUUAGCACACUGCUACCCAGCUUCUGCAGGUUAAUCCUUCGAGUAGGAAACUUCCUCAACUACGGAAGUCAUACAGGAAACGCUGAAGGAUUCAAGAUUAGCUCCUUGCUUAAGCUGACGGAAACCAAAGCCAACAAGGGCCGUAUCACACUGUUGCACCACAUCCUCGAGGAAGCAGAAUUGAACCACCCUGAGCUUCUGAGCCUUCCUGAUGACAUUGAAAGCUGUGAAAAAGCAGCAGGAAUAAGCCUAGAUUGCAUUCAAGCUGAAGCAAGUGCACUGUCCAAGCGUUUAAGGAACACCGAGAAAAAAGUCUCUUCAUCAGUUCAAGAUAUAAAAGAUCAAUUUUUGAGUGUUAUUCAGGAGAACCUUCGUGCAUGUGAAGAUUUGGAGGACCGCUUUGCUGACAUUGAGGAGAAGAAGGGAGAUCUGGCUCAGUACCUGUGUGAGGAUUCUGCUAAGUUGUCACUAGAGGAACUCUUCAGCACUAUCAAGACCUUCCGAGGGCUUUUUCUCAAAGCAUUAAAGGAGAACAAGAUCCGCAAGGAGCAAGCUGCCAAAGCAGAGAAGAGGAAAAAGCAGCUGGCAGAGGAGGAGUCCAAGCGACAGAAAGGAGAGAACGGCAAGAUCAUUAGAAAAGGUGGUGUGCCUCAGGAGGAUGGCUGCAUCAUUGACAACCUGCUGGCUGACAUCAGAAAAGGUUUCCAGCUUAGAAAGACCAGGCCCAGGUGCGAAACGGAAAGUGCCCCCUCUAGUGAAAUGCAUAGGGAUACCGCAUCAAAUGUCAAAUGUGCAGAAGGAGAAGUUUCGUCAGGUGUAGCUCCGUACCUUGGUCCUCAGCCAGAGGAGACAAGCAUCAAAGAUCCGGUCAGCGCUUCCUCCAUCAGCCUCGGAGGAGAAACAGCAGCAACUGGUAAUGAAGCACCACUCACACAUCAGGAGACCCAGUCAGGCCUCUCCACAGAGAACGCCCUGUCUAACCAUACAGCUACACUGCUCAAGCCUUCAGCAGAGCUUCCUCCAGCUAACCUAGAAACGCAAACCCUUCCGACUGAAAUCCUUAAUGAGAGAAACUCUUCCACAGAGACUCCACUAACACAAAAGACCUCUGUGGACACAUCAUUCUCUACAGUGCCUCCAGUUACUGUGACCCCAUCUUCAGCAAAAGAUGGGACACAACAAAACUGUAACUCGAAUAAUAGCCAAGUCAAAGAUGACCAAGUUUCUAUUGAUACCACACUGAAAAACGUGACCAACGUUAACUCUGGUGCUCAUACUGACUCGAAUGAGAGAGUACAUGGCGUGGUCCCUGAUGAAAUAAUGCCAGAAAGCCAAGAACAGAAUGCAAAGAGACACUCGAACAAACCUCAAGUAGACUCCCACAGCACCAUGGAGCCAUCUCUGGCCGGUAAGAGUAAUAUUGAGAUGCCACGUGAGCCUGAUGUACCUGACGGAGCGCGUGCUGUGGAUGACUCUGCCCCCUCUAAUCCUCCCACCUCUCAGUCGAAAUCGAGCAAGUUCUUCCGAGGAAGGAAGAAAAGCAAUAAAGAAGCUGAGGGUAACCGCAAAGGAGGCAUUAAGCGUAGAAAGAUCUGUGUGGUGCAGUAAGGGAGACCCCGGAAAGGGAAACAGCGGGGGAAGAGAUGAAGCUUUAAUUGUCUAGGUGUAUUCAUGAUCAACUUUUAAAGCUCCCUGUAACUGCUCUCUCACACAACACUCGGAAACACAGGGCUGAGCGCGCACAGCAGAUUCAAAACUUUUUUUUUUCAUGUGCACCGGUGGACCACGUGCUGAUGUUUUACAGACGAAAAAGUAUUAUUUUUGAAAAUUUACUUUUUCUCUCUUUAGGAUUGAGUGUGAACAAAUAUUUCAGUAGUUUCUGCACUAUAUUAUGAUAAACCAAAUCUUUGUUUACAUAUAGAUAUAUCUGGGAGCAAUGGACAAAAAAAAAAAAAGUCAGUUUUGUGUAUAUUGGAGUUAUGUAUUUACCUGUAAUAGUUUAAGAUGGCCCAGUGUUCCAGAUCUGAAUCAGGAUUACACUGGAAAGUAUUAGGUUAAUGGAAUUUCCUGUUUUGCUGCAAUGAAUUGCAAGUUAAAUAACCCAUUCAAGAUCGAAUCGUCAGAGUGAAUAUCUGUUUAAGGGAAUAGAAAGUAUUCUAUGAUGUGGUUUACUAUAGCAAUAUAAGCACAUCUAGGAGCCCAAAAUAAUCUUGAAUGUGGGUUUUUGGAGUAAAUCAAGUUGACAGCUUCACCUUUAAGUCACUUUUAAUCUUGUGUAAACCUGUCUGGAAAACUGGUCCCAUAUUAUAUUCAGCUGUCUUGGUGAUGAGAUAUUUAUGACCUGACUACUUAGGAUAUUGUAUGAUUUUGAUCUUGGUAACUAAAUUGUUUUUCAAUCUGUUAUAAAGUAGUUAUUGAAAUAAAUACAGCAGUUGAUGUAUGCUGUGGUUGGUGUAGCUUGCAUAAACUGUUCUGGAUGGACUCUUAAUGUAACCAACUAACGGUCAACAUAAGCUAUUGCACUGUGGUUGAGUACAAGGUUUUUGUUUGUAUUGUGGUUUUUUUUAAUAUUAACGCUAAAAGACAAUAGAUAAACUUUUUUUUUUUUUUUUUUUAAUGGAUUCAUAUGCUAAACUGGUAAGGAAAAAAAUUUCAUCCAGUUAUAGACUAUUCUGUGAGGUGCAACUACAAGGCCCUCCAUGAUUAUUGGCACCCCUUGUAAAGAUCAGUAAAAAGGGCUAGAAAACAAAAUCCACCUUUUUGGUGAAUUUUUCACUUCAUCUCACAGUGGGGGGAGACGUGAAAAAUCCAAUCUUUCUCUGAAUAAAUUUUUCAAUUAUAAACAAAUCCCUCAUCAAGAAAUAAUCAUUUUCAACAAAAGCGUGCCACUAUGUUUGUUUGGUACCCCUGCAUUUAAUGUUUUUGUAUAAUCUCCCUUUGCUAGUAAAACAGCACGGAUUCUCUCCAAUAACAUUUUAUAAGGUUGGAGAUGCAGGGCAGUGGAGACCAUUUUCCUCUUUACACAAUGUGUCUCUCCAUCAUCCAGGGUCCUCAGCACGCUCUUCAGCUCACCCCACAGGUUUUCAAUGGGGUUCAGCUCAGGGGACUGACAUGACCAGAGCAGAAGCUUGAUUCUGUGCUCAGUUAACCAUUUUUGUGUUGAUUUGAACAUGUGCUUCAGAUCAUUGUCCUGUUGGAAGAGCCAACAACUGCCCAGUUUUACUUUCCUGGCAGAGGUGGCCAGAUCUUCAUUGAAAAUGUUCUGGUAUUUCAUGGAGCCUAUGAUGCCAUGUACGCCAACAAGGUUUCCAGGGCCUUUGGAGGAAAAAUGGCCCCAAAACAUCACAGAACUUCCACCAUAUUUUAUAGUUGGGAUCGGGUUCUUUUCAUUAUAGCCAUCCUUCUUUUUACACCAAACCCACCUUGAGUGCUUAUUGCGCAAAAAAAAACCCUCAAUUUUUCAUGGAUUCAAAACAACCUCCAUUUUCAUCAUACCAUAGAAUAUGGCUCCCAGUCAAAGUUGUAGGAGUGUUUCACAAAAUUCAGGUGCUUAUGUUUGUGGUUAACUGACAAAAUGCUUUUCUCUGGCAAUCCUUCCAAAUAAUCUGUUGGCAUGGAGGUGGCAUCUGCUGGUGGUUUUGGAGACUUAAAACCCCCAAGAUUUUACUUUUUCUUGUAAUUCACCAACGGUGAUCAGUGGGGUGGGGGUAUUUUAUUUUUUAACACAAGUCAGGAAAUGAAGGUCAACGCACUCUCCUCACUUUGGGUUUUUUUUUCUCUUUCCCAUGUUGAUGGAUGACCAAAGGGAGUUUGGCCUCUGUGUGACCUCAUAUUUCUACCCCAGUUAAUCAGGAAGUCAAGGAUUAUAGCUUGAAUGUUCCUACCAACUUCAAUCAACUCAAAAACGUACACUCUUUAAAUGGGAAACAUGCUUCAGUUACACUGUGUUCAUGGUCAUUUUGUUAAUUUUCUUGAGGGAUUUGUCUCUCUGAAUAAAUUUCAAUUAAAGGUUGGGCUUUUCUUUUCAGUCCAAGAUGGAGCAACUUCACCAAAAAGUGGAUUUUUUUUUUUUAACAUAACCUUUUUUACUAAUCUUUUACAAGGUGUGCCAAUUGAAUGGUCUAUUACUAUAAUUUCAAGAAGUACUUUUAAUUGACACAUUAAAUGUAUAUCACCACCUUGGAUAUGC